AUGAAGUUCUCUACACAAUUUCUUCUUCCUUUCUUCCUCGCUCUUACGCCUUCAGCUUUGGCUGCUUCCCCGAGCGAUCUUCAAGCGCAAAUUGGCCACCAUGUCAUUUUCUCUUAUGCCGGCCUUGAGCCACCAGCCCAUCUCGUCGACCUGAUCAAGAAAGGCAAAGUCGGCGGUAUCAUCCUCUUCGGCGAAAAUGUCGAUGAAAACCUCGUAUCCACAAUCGACAGCUUGCAGGAGACCUACAAGCAGAGUCCGUACUAUUCAGGCACCCCAUUGUUCAUUAUGACAGACCAAGAAGGCGGAAAGGUCCGUCGAUUGGAGGGCGGACCAGUGGAGAGCGCUAAGCAGAUCGGUCAAGCCGCCGAUCUCGAAGCGGCAGCAACACAGAUGGGCAAAGAUGCUGCCAGCACCCUCGAGCAAUUCAAGAACAAUGUCAAUCUGGCACCUGUAUUAGACGUUUACCGCGAGGCCGGAGACUUCGCCGAUAGCGCUGAACGCUCCUUCAGCAACUCCUCUCGCGCCGUUGCAACAUGCGGGUCUGCAUUUAUCGCCGCGCAGCAGUCUGCCAAUAUUGUCGCAUCCGCCAAGCACUUCCCCGGUCUUGGUGCAGCACAUGCAGGCGAGAAUACCGAUUUGCAGCCCGUCACUAUUGACUUGACCCGUGAGGAACUGCGCAAGGUGGAUAUGGAGCCGUAUAGAAAUGCCAUUGCGGCAGGUGUGGACAUGGUCAUGACUUCGUGGGCUAUCUAUCCUGCUUUGGACCCGACCUAUCCCUGCGGAAUGAGCAAGACUAUUAUCCAAAAUGAGUUGCGGGAUAGACUUGGUUUCAAGGGUGUCACUAUCACCGAUGCCAUUGAGGCGGGAUCGCUCACGGCGUUUGGCGAUCAGGCUACUCGUGGAUUGUUGGCCGCCCAGGCUGGUGUUGAUCUCUUGCUUGCGGCUCAGAGGAAUGUCACGCAGGGCGAAGUCAUUUAUGAUGCUUUGCUUGCUGCAUUGCAGGAUGGGUCUUUGGAUGAGGCUGAAUUUUCUGCUGCGACUGAGAGAAUCUUGGAGGUUCGGAAGAAGCUUGUUCUUGUUUAG
Penicillium robsamsonii is the source of this 1083-nucleotide messenger RNA. RefSeq names its product putative glycosyl hydrolase. The coding region runs from base 1 to 1083 and encodes 360 amino acids. The transcript has a single exon. The record is from RefSeq and is a predicted model, not a curated record. Gene Ontology annotation, biological process: carbohydrate metabolic process; peptidoglycan turnover. Lineage: Eukaryota; Fungi; Ascomycota; Eurotiomycetes; Eurotiales; Aspergillaceae. Gene Ontology annotation, molecular function: hydrolase activity, hydrolyzing O-glycosyl compounds.